UGUUGUUUUGUUGUUAUUGUUUUGUUGUUUUGUUGUUUGUGCCUUGUGCCUUGCUUGUGGUGUCUAGGACGACAGAGGACGGGGUCGGUGUAGUGUGCUUUCUGUGAUUAUUAUCUUGAUUGUUUGUUCAUGCAAAUUUAUUAAUAUCAAAACAUAUUAAUUAGCAAUGUUUACGUUCUUGGCUUGAUUUUGAAGUUCAUUAGUCAAGAGAAUCUUGGCUUUUUGACAGCUGGAUGGGUGCUAUUCAUUUUACUGUGCAUCAUUAUCUAACAUAUCAUACACUGAGAAUUAUUUUUGAUCCCUUAUAGACUUUAUGAUCGCUUUAGCGAAGUAACUUUCAUGUAACACAAUAGACAUUAAAGUACAGUAUUUUAGUGCCUUAAAUCCCCUCCCAAAACAGUUUUAAGUUAGUCCCAUUGAUCUUGUUGGUUCUUACAUUAAUGACAUUCAAGUUAACUUAGUGUAGUUUGGUGAGGUCCAUCUAAGAUUACUGGAAAAAUGAUACUGUAAUUGGCCAGGGUCCAAACUGUGCUGACGGUUAAAACCAUUUAAAAACAAUCUACUAAGCUAGAUUAAAUUUUCUCAGUCCAAGCCUUAACUUACUCUAGCCUACUACCUUAGCCGAAGGCCUGAAUAUGCCCAGUUAUGUCGCUGCAGGCUUAAUCGGGGGUGCCAUUGCCCUUGGAUUCCUGAUUUGGACGAUUUGGACACAAACACCUCCCCAGAUACAUGAACAUACUUUUAACCCUGGACCUGGCUAUGACAGACCUCGAGACACCUGGACUGAUGAGGACGAUGACUCAAGACGAAGGAGGCGAGAAAAAGGAGAAUGUGCUAUUUGCAAAGAACCCUUGAAAGGUCAAGCAUGUAGAAAUCUUCCAUGUGAACACCUCUUCCAUGCGUCUUGUAUAACUCAGUGGUUUCGGGAAAAAAGAACUUGUCCUACAUGUCGGCGCCCAGCUUGAGUUGCACACUUUAUGGGCCUUGAGUUUGCUGUCCCUCGCCAGAUUAAGCAAUACAUUUUAUUUGUUAAAUUAUUUAGAAAAGACUUUGAGUUUGUUGUACCUCACCCUAUUAAGCAAUACAUUUUAUUUGUUAUGAUUUAGAAAAGACUUUGAGUUUGCUGUCCCUCACCAGAUUAAGCAAUACAUUUUAUUUGUUAGAUGAUUGAGAUAAGAUUAUUUAUUUACUUACUUUGUCUAGAUGUAGUGAAAAAAGACAAUAUUAGAUACCGUAGCACAUUAACUUGUGUUUAUAUUUAAGCAUUUUUUUACAAUUUAAAUGAGAUAAGAAUGUUAGUAAGCAAAAUUGUUGUUGUUAAUGUAGGUACAUUGUUAUUAACUUUCACUACAAACUUCUAAAUA
Macrosteles quadrilineatus (aster leafhopper) is the source of this 1364-nucleotide messenger RNA. Its product is annotated as E3 ubiquitin-protein ligase RNF181-like. Gene Ontology annotation, molecular function: ubiquitin protein ligase activity. The coding region runs from base 636 to 965 and encodes 109 amino acids. Gene Ontology annotation, biological process: ubiquitin-dependent protein catabolic process. The transcript is spliced from 3 exons. The record is from RefSeq and is a predicted model, not a curated record. NCBI's taxonomy places the organism in Eukaryota, Metazoa, Arthropoda, Insecta, Hemiptera, Cicadellidae.